AUGACGCAGAAAAACAAGGAUGCAGUCGAAGAUGAUUAUUCGGCAAAGUUGGAUAUGUGUCUUACAGACGGAAUUAUCAAAACUGGCGGCGGUGUUGCACUUGGAGCACUUUCUUCAUUGCUAUUUCUAGGUCGACGGAGAUGGCCAAUUAUUGCGGGCAUGGGCAUGGGGGUUGUCCAAAAUCAGGUAAGGGCUUCAAGUAAACAGAAUCAUGUGCAACUAAGGGAUACAUAG
Molecule: messenger RNA, 234 nt
Organism: Parnassius apollo (apollo)
Lineage: Eukaryota; Metazoa; Arthropoda; Insecta; Lepidoptera; Papilionidae
Source: the annotation of a GenBank genome assembly